AAGGGUGCAAUUAUUCCUUCUAAAAAAAAACACUCUGGAAUAAUGUAGAAGCCUCUUACUGUUCCUAUCAGAAAUAAAGUGAAGAAGAUGCUAGAUUACACUCGAAUUGCUUGAGUUUCUCAGAUUCAUCGACUAUAAAUAUCACCAUACUUUCUUUGGUUUAUCAUCAGCAAGUAAUCAAGCACUAGAAUCAAAAGUUAAAAAAUCCUCUGUUUUCUUCAAACAACAAAGUUCCCAAAAAUGUCUCUUAUUCCAAGCUUCUUCGGUGGUCGCAGGAGCAACAUCUUCGACCCAUUUUCUCUUGACUUAUGGGAUCCAUUCGAGGGCUUCCCAAUUUCAACCAAUGUCCCAUCCUCUGCUCGUGAAAUCUCUGCUUUUGCAAAUGCAAAAAUCGAUUGGAAAGAGACCCCUGAAGCUCACACCUUCAAAGUGGACGUUCCGGGGAUAAAGAAAGAGGAAGUGAAAGUCGAAGUUGAAGAAGGAAGGAUUUUACAGAUUAGCGGUGAGAGAAGCAGAGAAAAAGAGGAGAAGAACGAUCAGUGGCACCGUAUGGAGAGGAGUAGCGGUAAAUUUUUAAGGAGAUUCAGGUUGCCGGAGAAUGCAAAGACGGGAGAAAUAAAGGCAGCGAUGGAGAAUGGGGUGCUGACUGUGACUGUUCCUAAAGAAGAAGAGAAGAAGAAAUCUGAGGUGAAGGCCAUUGACAUCUCUGGUUAAAGAAAUGCAGAUCAAGUGUUUGAUGAAAGUCCCUUUAUCAAUAAUGCAUUAAUGUUUGGUUUGUUGGGAAAUUAAGCUUUUAAUCUGAAUUGUGUGUAAUUGUCUAAGUUGUAAACAAGAAAAUGGUGUGAGAGUUUAAUUAAUGAAUAAUUUCAUUUUUAACAUUUA
This is a messenger RNA of Solanum tuberosum (potato), 882 nucleotides long. Its product is annotated as 18.2 kDa class I heat shock protein-like. The coding region runs from base 241 to 714 and encodes 157 amino acids. The transcript has a single exon. The record is from RefSeq and is a predicted model, not a curated record. Lineage: Eukaryota; Viridiplantae; Streptophyta; Magnoliopsida; Solanales; Solanaceae.